GUAGACUAAGCACCCACAAAAUAAAAAGUUUACAAAAACAAGAACAAGAAAACCAGAGAGGUAGAGGGAACAUCCAAAGAUAAAGACGGCUUUUUUAGAGCGUUGCUUUGCUUGCGAAGUAGGCUUUGUUUUCUCUAAUCCAAUGCCAUUCUCCCAAACCCCAUAACACGACGAGAAAUAACAGAAAAACAAAGCCCUUUCUUUUUUUUUUUUGGCUAACCCCUAUACAAGAAAAAAAAAUUGUUCAUUUAAUUAUUACUAUUUUUUUUUUUUUUUCCUUCGUUGUUGUCUCAGUCUCUUUCCUUUUGUGUUCCGAUCGGAUCUGAAACUCUUCAGCGGGAACCAAAAGAAGCUUACACGCUCAACCCCAAAGUUCUUUCACUUUUCCCUGUGAACUUUUUAUUUUAUUUUUAUUUUUUUACUUUCUGGGUUUUCAAUAUUCUCACCUGCCAUGAAAGAUUGCUUGCUCUGCGGCAUUGUUUUAUCUCAACUCUUAUAAGUGUGCAUGUCCCGUUUCUCCCAUGGAGUCACUUUCUCAUGGUGCUGAUUCUUCAUUGAAGAUUCAGAAUUCAGCAUCUGUAAUAGACAACAACCCUCCUUCCACAAGUGGGACUCAUCAUCCUUCUCGGGCUCCAUCUCCUAAACAAUCUAGAAAUGAAGGGGAUUCUUCCACAUUCUAUGCGACAAUCCAGAGUAAUGUUACAAAAACAGUUUGCAGCUCGAAUGGUUCUGUAAUUAAUCAGAUAAGUUCCUACAAAGUAGCUGAUAACAAUAUGCUGCACAAAGAAUUACCCAAUAUGGCUAAAUACUCCAACAAUGCAUGUAAGGGGAAGUCUGAAUUUGGAGGCCAGAAAAAUGUUCUUAAUAACUCAGAAGAACCUCAGAAGAGUGUCUCCACAGUGGAAAGGAAAUCUUGCAUCAAGUAUCCCGUUGAUGAUUUGAAGAAGUGUGAUCCAAGUGGCUUGCAGGAAUCUGAACCAUUUGCAUCAGGAGCAUGUAAAGGAAGUUCUGGGCAAAUAAAUUGCCAAUCAACAUCUCAAUCGGUGGUAACUUUUUGUCCAAGUCCUCAGAACAGUUUAUACUCAGCCACUCUGUAUUCAGAAGCCAAAGAAAGUUUCACCAACACAGAAGUCAGUGAAUAUGCAAGUAGUGUUGAGAAGUCUGGUGAAAGCGGCGAAGUGACCAAUUCUUGUGAGUUCAUUGAGAGUAGGAAGACUAGCAUCUGUAGAGGUAGCACUGGCAGCGAUUUAAGUGACGAAAGCAGUUCCAGCAGUUUGAGCAGUGCCAUGUACAAGCCCCACAAGGCAAAUGAUAUAAGAUGGGAAGCAAUUCAAGCAAUCCGAUCUCGAGAUGGGAUGCUGGGGUUGAAUCAUUUCAAGUUGUUAAGAAGACUUGGAUGUGGAGAUAUAGGAAGUGUUUAUUUAUCUGAGCUGAAUAGCACAAGAACUCAUUUUGCCAUGAAGGUUAUGGAUAAAGCAGCUCUGGCAAGUCGUAAAAAACUUCUGAGGGCUCAGACAGAAAGAGAGAUACUGCAAUCUCUGGAUCAUCCAUUCUUACCCACAUUAUAUACGCAUUUUGAAACAGAAAAAUUUUCUUGCUUGGUGAUGGAGUUUUGUCCCGGUGGUGAUUUGCAUGCACUAAGGCAAAGACAACCUGGGAAGUAUUUUCCAGAGCAUGCUGCCCGGUUUUAUGUGGCUGAAGUUCUCCUUGCUUUGGAGUAUUUGCACAUGCUUGGUAUUAUUUACAGAGAUCUUAAACCAGAGAAUGUUUUAGUGAGGGAAGAUGGGCAUAUUAUGCUUUCAGAUUUUGAUCUCUCUCUAAGAUGUGCCGUAUCCCCUACUCUAGUAAGAUCAUCAAACUCAGCCUUGGAGACAAAGAACUCAGCAUACUGUGCUCAGCCUGCAUGCAUUGAGCCAACUUGUGUGAUGCAGCCAGAUUGCAUCACACCUGCAUGCUUUGCACCACGCUUCUUUUCAAGUAAACCAAAGAAAGAAAAGAAGACCAAACCAAAGAAUGAAAUAUGUCAUCAAGUGACCCCUCUUCCCGAGCUUAUUGCCGAACCCACAAGCGCUCGAUCGAUGUCUUUUGUUGGGACACAUGAAUACUUGGCACCCGAGAUCAUUAAAGGUGAAGGCCAUGGCAGUGCUGUGGAUUGGUGGACAUUUGGGAUCUUUCUCUAUGAGCUUUUGUUUGGUAAAACUCCAUUCAAAGGAGCCGGGAAUCGUGCUACUCUGUUCAAUGUGGUUGGUCAGCCUUUAAGAUUUCCAGAGUCCCCGACAGUGAGCUUUGCUGCAAGGGACUUGAUCAGAGGUUUACUUGUGAAAGAGCCACAGCAUCGCCUUGCUUAUAGGCGAGGUGCUACAGAAGUGAAACAGCAUCCAUUCUUUCAGAGUGUGAACUGGGCGCUAAUUCGCUGUACAAAUCCGCCGGAGGUGCCUAGACAAUACAUGAUGGAUAUCCCGAGAACAGAUGCUGCAAAACAACCCGUAAAUGGUAAAGUUCCUGGUGUCGAUGUGAAGCCUUCUGGUAAUUAUUUAGAGAUCGAUUUCUUCUAAUUCUUAUCUUCAAUUUUCUUUUUGUUAUUUUUUUUUUCUUAUGAGACCAGUCCCCACCAUUCCUCAAUUCAUGUAGUUACCCCAAUUGUUCUUUAUUUCCAUUGCAAAAGAGGGAUACACAAUGCACAUGUAAAACACUCCUUGAAUCCGUGGCCAUUGAGUAAAAUGCAAAUGCAAGUGCAAUCUGAAAAUGAGGAAUAAAAUUGUUUCUGUUGAGUUUUC
Molecule: messenger RNA, 2777 nt
Organism: Ziziphus jujuba (common jujube)
Lineage: Eukaryota; Viridiplantae; Streptophyta; Magnoliopsida; Rosales; Rhamnaceae
Product: protein kinase PVPK-1-like
Exons: 3
Coding region: 522-2555 (677 amino acids)
Biological process (GO): protein phosphorylation
Cellular component (GO): nucleus; cytoplasm; plasma membrane
Molecular function (GO): protein serine/threonine kinase activity; ATP binding
Source: RefSeq, a predicted model, not a curated record